AACAUUUCAGGCUGGCAUGGAAUGCAGUUUUUACAUAAGCUAAUUCUCAGUCAUAACCCUCUGACAACUGUUGAAGAUUCAUAUCUUUUUAAAUUGCCAGCAUUAAAAUAUUUAGACAUGGGAACAACACAGGUGUCACUUUCAACAAUUGAGAGCAUUCUCAUGAUGACCCUUGAAUUGGAAAAACUGAUAUUACCUAGCCGUAUGUCCUGUUGUCUCUGCCAACUCAAAAAUAAUAUUGAGGUUGUUUGCAAGACAGUCAAGCUGCAUUGUGACGGUGAAUGUUUGACAAAUGCCACACGUUGUGAUGAAAAAGCAUCUAUAAUGAAUGUAGAAGGAUCAUUCAUGAAGGUAUUAAAAGCCCGGAAGAAGAGUACCAGUACUGAGCUGACAAUUGAGCCAGAGAAGGCAUCCUCAGACAAAAAUGGCAUCGGUCUGUCAGCCUUUAUGAAUGAGCAGUUAGACUUUAAUGAUGAAAGUGAUGUUAUCAGUGCGCUGAAUUACAUAUUACCUUAUUUCUCAGAGGGAAAUGUAGAAGAUGUAGAAUCAACAUUACUACCAUUCAUUAAAACUCUGUUUUCAAAUGUUCAAGAUGGAGACAAGCCUGUGGGUUACUUGAAAAACAACACAAAGAGCCCUUCUCUUGAACCUGGACCCAACAAUUCAACUUACAAAAAUAAACUGAGGAAACUCUCUUUCCUGGAAAAUUUGUUAGAUGCAGAAAUUCAAGAAAAAAUUGAUGAGGUAAAAAAGAAAGAAAAAACUGCCAUGCUUAUACCUCCCGGGAUUUUAGGUCCCAAAUUUAAGAAAUUGGAAACUGCCCAAGGACAGGAAAAGACCCUUCCCAAGGCUAAGAAUUUACGGAAGAGGUGGUUUAGAAAAAACAGUGUUCUCAAGGGCCCCAAGGACCUACAGAAAAGGCACUACAAGGAAGUGGACGUUCAGAGCACCCAAGGGAAACAGAGUGCCCAGUCAUUUGUGAAGAACAUGGCCAAAGAAAGAAGGCUCAGUGGACCAUCCCCAAGGGAGCUGGAGGAGCUUCACAUGGCCCAGAGGCCCAGGAAAUUAGUGGGAAACUCCGUCCACACAGAGUCUUCAUUCAUAAAGGAGCACAAGGCAGCAGCCUCUUCUUUCCCGAAGCAAAACAUAAUGGGCAAGCCUUCUGCCUCCACUGCUCCAAAAUCCCUACCUAAGGUGAAAAACAAAUCAGAAGACUCAACCUACCCCAUUGUUGUUUUAGAAGAUGCGAAUGCUAGAGUUAGGGAAAUGGAGGCUUCCAGACCAGUCUCGCAUUCUGGAAAAAAGUAUAUUUUCCAUAAAAUUCGCUCACGUAUAGUCCAAAGAACACCCAAGACCAAAAAAAGUAAAAAGUUCAGAAAGAAAAACUCACUCUCGAAUAGAUUGAUGCCUGCACAGAGGCCUCCAUUGCCUGCCGUCAGGAGCCUCAUCGAUUCCCCUUCACAGGAGGCUAUUUCAUCUUCAGAAAAACGAAUUCAGGAAAAUCCUUUUCCAGAAUUAUUUACUCUUUCAGAACCUUCUAAAGAAAACACUACUGUAGAAAACACUACUGCACAGAAUGCUUCUGAAGAAAUUAUUUCUCCAGGAAGCACUACUGUAUCAGAACAAACUCCCCCUGAAUUCACAAACCGUAGGAAUCUUUCCAAUACAUAUUCUACUACCACCAGAGACAACUUUGUGCCGACUGUUAAACAAACCAAUGAAACACAAUGGGAAUACCACAACUUGGUCACUGACUUGCCCCCAAAGCCCACAGGCUUCAGUGUUGCAAAGCUCUCAUCCGCAGGUGAUCUAUUUGAAAUUCAGCUAAACCAGCAGCUACGGUCCCUCAUCCCGAAUAAUGACGUGAGAAGGCUCAUUUCUCAUGUUAUCCGGACUUUGAAAAUGGACUGCUCUGAGACCAAUGUGCAACUGGCCUGUGCCAAGCUUAUCUCCAGAACAGGCCUCCUGAUGAAGCUUCUCAGCGAGCAGCAGGAAGUAAAGGUGUCCAAGGCAGAGUGGGAUACAGACCAAUGGAAGAGAACUGAGAACUAUAUCAAUGAGAGCACAGAAGCCCAGAGUGAACAGAAAGAGCAGAAGUCAAGUGAGGGCUUUUUCUGGAGAAGGCGGCCACUUUGGCUUCGGGACAUGUACAGACCUCUCAAUGCCACACGGAAGAAAAACAUGGCACAGAAGCUACACGACAGGGAUUCUUCUGAUGAGGAUGAGAUUUUCAACAAGGAACCAGGAGAGAAAGGUGGUGCCCCAGUAGAGAAGCCUCGGGCUGCAGAUUCAGCUGCUGAAGACCUGGGUGAGGAGAGCGACAGUGAACUCCGCACCGUCAUCGUCCUCAAGUGACUUUGUCCUGCCUCAGGCUGUCUAUAAAGUUUAUUUUUAUUAAAAAAUUUUUUAUU
This is a messenger RNA of Canis lupus familiaris (dog), 2411 nucleotides long. Its product is annotated as leucine-rich repeat-containing protein 37A-like. NCBI's taxonomy places the organism in Eukaryota, Metazoa, Chordata, Mammalia, Carnivora, Canidae. The record is from RefSeq and is a predicted model, not a curated record.